This is a messenger RNA of Chenopodium quinoa (quinoa), 1370 nucleotides long. RefSeq names its product myb family transcription factor APL-like. Lineage: Eukaryota; Viridiplantae; Streptophyta; Magnoliopsida; Caryophyllales; Amaranthaceae. The coding region runs from base 289 to 1146 and encodes 285 amino acids. The transcript is spliced from 6 exons. Gene Ontology annotation, molecular function: DNA-binding transcription factor activity; DNA binding. The record is from RefSeq and is a predicted model, not a curated record.
AAUUAAAGAGGGUCCUGCAUGUUACCUUAUAACAUAGAGUAUAUAACUUUCUCUUUUUCCUUCACUAUUCUCUACCUUUUUCCAUUAUCAGUUAUAGCUUACUCUUUUUAUACGCCUAAAUUUGUCCCCCUUAAACAAUUUUUUUUUUUUUUAUAAUUUUUUUUUAACAUAUAAAAUGGAAAAGGAGAACUAAACUAAAAGAGCAGCUCCUCCUUAUAAGUAUAACCGGUCAUCAUAUUCUUUCAUUCGACAUUCGUAUUCUACAAAGGCAUAAGAAACAAGCUAAGAAUGUUUCACCCUGAAAGUCCUUCUUCCACUAUUAUGAAUAAUUUUAAUGAAAGGUCAUCUUCAUCUUCUAUGUGUGCUCAAAGCGAUUCCGGCCUCAUCCUCACUACCGAUCCCAAGCCUCGUCUUCGUUGGACUCUAGAGCUCCACGACCGAUUCGUCGAUGCUGUUGCUCAACUUGGUGGCCCUGAUAAAGCUACACCAAAGACUAUCAUGAGAGUAAUGGGCGUUAAAGGUCUCACUUUGUACCAUCUCAAGAGUCAUCUUCAGAAAUUCAGGUUAGGAAAGCAUCCGCACAAUAAGGAAUUGUAUGAUCACUCCGUUAAGGAUGUUGUAUCUUCUUCAUUGGAGGCUCAUAGGGAUACUACUUUUUCAUCCGGAUUUAUGAACCGCAAUAUAAACGAGAACAAUGUGCAUAUUGGUGAUGCAAUCCAGAUGCAAAUGGAAGUGCAAAGGAGACUCCAAGAACAAUUAGAGGUUCAAAGGCAUCUCCAACUAAGAAUUGAAGCACAAGGUAAGUACAUGCAAAACAUAAUCGAAAAAGCAUGCCAAACACUAGCAGGAGAGACAAAUUCAGCAGCUUCAGCUAGCUAUAAAGGAAACAAUAUUCUACCUGGCAAUAGCCCUCAUAUGAACUUUCCUUGCCUCCAAGACCUUAACAUAUAUGGUGGUGAUCAAGUGGAUCUCCACCGGAGUAUGGACGCGAACCGGCCGUCUUUCGAGAACUUCAUGAAAGCACCUAGUGACAAUCUUUGCUUGGGCCAAAAGUGGCCAAAUCCUUACAUUGGGGGUAAUGGUAAGAGCCCUCUAAUUUGGUUUGAUGAUCUAGGUCUUCAAGAACUUGGCCCCUCAGCCAAUUGAUAGAUGCAUCAUUAUAAACAUUAUAGAAGAUGGUUGUGAGUAGGAAAAGAAUAUACAUGUAUUACUAACAAAAAGGAUUUCUUUUUUUAAUAUAUUUUUGUACAUCUUGGAUUUUUACAUCCUCAGAAAAUUGUAGCACCUUGUGUUUCAUUAUUUUUUAUUAAUAUACGGCUUAUGUAGAAGAAAUUAUACUAAGCUCUCCUAUGCAAAAUGUUUCAAAAACU